Messenger RNA from Aspergillus terreus NIH2624, 654 nucleotides. Its product is annotated as GNAT family N-acetyltransferase. The record is from RefSeq and is a predicted model, not a curated record. Gene Ontology annotation, molecular function: acyltransferase activity, transferring groups other than amino-acyl groups. The coding region runs from base 1 to 654 and encodes 217 amino acids. The transcript has 2 exons. NCBI's taxonomy places the organism in Eukaryota, Fungi, Ascomycota, Eurotiomycetes, Eurotiales, Aspergillaceae.
AUGGCCGCCUUUUGGGAGGACCCGACGUGGAUCGCCCUGUGGCCCAAAGCCGUCACACUGGAUUUCCUUAUCGAGCAGUCCACAAAGCGACAGGCACGCAACCUCCUUCGCUCGCGAGAGGACACGCGCCACGAGAAGGCCGUCGACCCUAUCACUGGUACGGUAGUCGGGUAUGCGCGCUGGAUUCUGCCACCGGGCCAUGUGACUGCCGCGGAUGGGAAGCCAACGUGGGCCGAGGCGCAAGUCCCUGACGUCGGCGAGGCGGAGCGGAAGCACUAUGAGGAGCUGGCGGCGUCUGCGUGGUGGAAUCCAAAGGAGGGCAUGGGCGAGAUUGAUGCGAAGAAUGAGGUGGUUAUGGAACGCAUCUUGGCCGAGAGGCCAUAUAUCACCUUGGAUUAUCUAGCGGUUCACCCUGAAAAUAAAGGCAAAGGGAUUGGCACGGCACUCGUGGAGAGUGGAAUCCAGCAUGCGGAGAAAAUUGGACUUCCGAUUUUUGUUCUUGCGUUCAAGGCAGGCCGAGGCAUAUAUGAGCGAUUGGGAUUCAAGGAGGUGGAUCGUGUCAUACAGGAUGAUACCAAAUAUGGCGGACAGGGCGAAUACGGUGCCUACUUUAUGGUGUAUGACGUUCGCCCCGAAAGCCGCAUGAGGCCUUAG